This is a messenger RNA of Saccharomyces paradoxus, 588 nucleotides long. It is a transcript of the gene IGD1, whose product is annotated as Igd1p. The coding region runs from base 1 to 588 and encodes 195 amino acids. NCBI's taxonomy places the organism in Eukaryota, Fungi, Ascomycota, Saccharomycetes, Saccharomycetales, Saccharomycetaceae. The transcript has a single exon. The record is from RefSeq and is a predicted model, not a curated record.
AUGACAGAUCACCACUUGAACGCACCCCAAGUGAGCACGUCUCCCACAUUUGAAAGGUCUCAGGACUUCCUUAACAUCGACGAACCGCCCUGUGCACAGGAAACACCUAGCGUUUCUACAUUCAACCUCCCGGGUCCAAGUGCACCCGCUCAAAGUGUAGACAAGCCCGUCCCCAUGAUGAGACGGCGGUCUACCAACUACAUGGACGCGCUAAAUUCCAGAGAACAAGCCCGGGAGCGCGAAAGCAGCAUCGAGGAGCACGCUCCGGGAGCCGAACGUAGGGGCAGCGGACCCAUGGAUUUCCAAAACACCAUUCACAAUAUGCAAUACAGGGCCACUAAUGACUCUGACCUGAGCCACGCGGGCGUGGAUAUGGGUGACUCCAUCUCCCACACGCCCACCCGUUCUCGUGCGGGCAAUAAGCCCAUUUUCAAGAACUCGUACCUCGACAACAACAGUAGCGGUGACAGCACAAAAGUCCCACACGGUUCUGCUCCACAGUUGGGCACGCGUAGAAAGUCAUCUUUUAAGUACGAGGACUUUAAGAAGGACAUCUAUAACCAGCUUCACAUGUUUGAAGACAAGUAA